ACGACUAAUGAAUUUUGUUGACUUUCAUGACACACACUCUCUCUCUCCCCCUCUCUCUCUCCUUUACCAAAAGCUUCUCAUCUCAUCUCAGCCUCUCUCUCUCUCUCUCUCUCUCUCUCUCUCUCUCCUUUACCAAAAGCUUCUCAUCUCAUCUCAGCCUCUCUCUCUCUCUCUCUCUCUCUCUCUCCUUUACCAAAAGCUUCUCAUCUCAUCUCAGCCUCUCUCUCUCUCUCUCUCUCUCUCUCUCUCCUUUACCAAAAGCUUCUCAUCUCAUCUCAGCAUUUGCAUUAUCCCACCUGUGUAUAUUCCAACUGGGAAAGCAUACAAAAACCACUGUGUAUUUAUGAACUAUGUCAGCAAAGCAAACGGGCUUUGACUCCUCACUUUUCGUACCAAUACCAUGUACAUAUUCUGUAACUCCGGCAUCCAUUCACUCCUCCGCAACAUUUUAGAUCUGUGAGGCAAAGCUGCUUUCUGGUUCCAGAUCACUUCUUGAGUUCCACCUUUAAAGUGUUUGAGAAAAUUCCCAAACACGGAUCAAUUGUGGAUCAUGAAUUCAACAGAUGGUGAAAACACCAUGGAAAAAGAAAAAGAUAACUAUACGAAGGACGGGACGGUAGAUUAUCGUGGUAACCCUGCCAACAAGAAGAAAACCGGAACUUGGAAGGCUUGUCCCUAUAUCCUAGGGACUGAAUGUUGUGAAAGAUUGGCGUACUAUGGAAUGAGCUCCAACUUGGUGCUUUAUUUCAAGCAUCGACUCAAUCAGCAGAGUGCAACCGCUUCUAAAAAUCAAUCCGAUUGGUCCGGUACAUGUUACAUCACACCACUAAUUGGUGCAUUUCUUGCUGAUUCCUAUCUCGGAAGAUAUUGGACAAUUGCCUGCUUCUCAAUCAUCUAUAUCUUCGGAAUGACUCUGUUGACAUUAUCCGCAUCAGUUCCGGGCCUAAGGCCAGCCUGUGUUACGAAAGAAGAUUGUCACCCAACACAUACACAGAGUGCAGUCACCUUCCUUGCUCUUUACCUGAUAGCAUUGGGGACCGGAGGGAUUAAGCCAUGUGUCUCUUCCUACGGAGCAGAUCAGUUCGAUGAUGCUGAUGAAGCCGAGAAGAAUCACAAGAGCUCUUUCUUCAACUGGUUCUAUUUCUCAAUCAAUAUCGGUGCACUCAUUGCCUCUUCUGUGCUUGUUUGGGUACAAGACAAUGUGGGUUGGAAUUGGGGGUUUGGCAUUCCCACUGUGACCAUGGCACUUGCUGUUGCGAGUUUCUUUUCCGGUACUCGGUUGUAUCGGAACCAGAAGCCCGGAGGCAGUCCUCUGACUCGGAUAUGUCAGGUGAUAGUGGCAUCGGUGAGAAAAUGUCACGUUAAAGUGCCUGAAGAUAAGUCUCUUUUGUAUGAGACAGCAGAUGCAGAGUCUACCAUCAAAGGAAGCCGGAAGCUUGAUCACACGAAAGAUCUGAGUUUCUUCGAUAAGGCUGCUGUGGAGGUAGAAUCCAAUGAUAAGAAGAGCUCAAAAGACCCAUGGAGCCUUUGCACGGUGACCCAAGUUGAAGAGCUAAAAGCCAUUGUGAGACUGCUUCCAAUAUGGGCUACAGGUAUCAUCUUUGCUGCUGUAUACAAUCAGAUGGGCAACUUUUUCGUGUUGCAAGGUGAGAGAAUGAAUACCCGUUUAGGCCACACUAGCUUCCACAUCCCACCUGCAUCACUUGGUAUUUUCGACACCCUCAGUGUCAUCUUCUGGGUCCCAAUAUAUGACCAAAUCAUUGUUCCAUUCGCCAGAAAAUUUACCGGCCACAAAAACGGAUUGACUCAACUUCAGCGAAUGGGCAUUGGCCUCGUCAUAUCCAUCUUCACUAUGCUAUCCGCUGGUAUUUUGGAGCUUGUAAGGCUUAGAAUUGUCAAAAAACACAACUACUACGACCUCAAACAGAUGCCCAUGUCUAUAUUUUGGCAAGUUCCACAAUACUUUUUAAUUGGGUGCGCAGAAGUAUUCACCUUUAUCGGACAGUUGGAAUUUUUCUACGAGCAAGCACCAGAUGCCAUGAGGAGUUUGUCCACCGCUCUCUCACUCACCACCGUCGCGCUAGGAAACUACUUGAGCUCUCUGUUGGUUACUAUUGUCACCUCAAUUAGUACCAAAAACGGGAACCUCGGCUGGAUACCUGACAACUUGAACUAUGGUCACCUAGACAACUUCUUCUGGCUCUUGGCCAUAAUGAGUGUACUCAAUUUAGGGGUCUAUCUCUUCAUAGCGAACUGGUACACGUAUAAAAGGCCGGUGGGGACUCUCCGUUGAUAGCAAAAGAGAAGCGGCAUUGAUUAAGAAAUAUAUACUCCUGCAAUCUAUUGUUUUCUUGGAUUUCAGCACUGUGAUUCAAGCUUUGUGUAUAUAGUCUGCUUUAAAAAUCAUCCUGCAUUUGAAGAAUUUGGUGAAGAGAUGAUGAUUAUAUGAUUAUGUAAAACAAGUCAAGCACAAUCAAAGUGAAAAUGAACUUACCUGCUUUAUUGAAAUAUUUUGAUUUCCCUGAUAA
Messenger RNA from Rhododendron vialii, 2528 nucleotides. Its product is annotated as protein NRT1/ PTR FAMILY 8.2-like. Gene Ontology annotation, biological process: oligopeptide transport; transmembrane transport. Gene Ontology annotation, cellular component: membrane. The transcript has 5 exons. Lineage: Eukaryota; Viridiplantae; Streptophyta; Magnoliopsida; Ericales; Ericaceae. The coding region runs from base 551 to 2293 and encodes 580 amino acids. The record is from RefSeq and is a predicted model, not a curated record. Gene Ontology annotation, molecular function: transmembrane transporter activity.